AUGAGUACUUUAGAUAUUGCAGAAGACAACAAAAUUAAGAAUGAAGAGUUCAAAAUUUGGAAAAAAUCAAUACCUUCACUAUACCAACAUAUCUCAAGUUUGAAGCCCAUCUUUGGUCCAGAGGUUGACGAAUCUCCAUCUACACUUAGGAGUCUGGUUUUUACUAACGAUAGUUCGUGUGAUAAAUCUAAAGGUGUUUUAAGCGUGCCACUUUUAUAUUCUCAAGGGAGUGAAAUUUUUGAAGUGGAUUGUAUAGUGCCACUCGGACUUCACUACAAAAAAAUUGAAAGCAAUCUAGAACCAUUAGAGCAACCGGAUUAUACCACGGAGUCUCAAAAGGUAGAGCAGACUGUUUUGACUCCAAAAUGGGAAUUUUCCGGUGAAACGAUUGUAAAGAUGAUUUAUGUUGAUAACAGUGAAAUAAAUGUAAAAGUGAUAGCCCUUUCUACCAAUGGUUCUUUGGCGUGGUUCAGAGAGGGGGUUAAACUGCCCGUUUACACAAUGAUGGAGUCGCCCGCUCCUUUAAACACAGCAUCGUCCGGCAAUCAAAACGAUAAACCCUGCGUUGAUUUUGCAAUCUCUAACGAUUCAAAAACAUUAGCAGUAACUAAGGAAAAAAAUCUUGAUGGUGAAAAUGCUACAAUAAAAUUGGUAGAUAACUCAGGUAAGAUAGGAGAAGUACUUCGUACAAUACCUGUUCCCGGCAUAAAAAAUAUUCAAGAAAUUAAGUUUUUAAACAACCAAAUAUUAGCUACUUGUUCCGAUGACGGCAUUAUAAGGUUUUGGGGUAAUGAAACGGGUAAAGAGCCCCUUUGGACGUUGAGCGAUUCUUUGGAUGGCAAAAUGUGUUGUUUUGCUGUAUCACCCUUUGUUGAUACAUUAUUUAUGACCGGAACAAGUGGUGGUGCUCUCAAAGUUUGGGAUAUACGUGCGGUUAUCGCUUCAGCGGAUGCUGGUGCUGAUUCAAAUAUCAAUCAAGAACACAAUAAAGUAAAUGAACUAUUCAAAGUUCAUCAUUUUUAUAGUGAGCAAGUGUCCAAAAUUCAAUUUUCUGCUCUUUCACCCACGGAGGUGGUUACUGUUGGAGGACUUGGUAAUGUUUAUCACUGGAACUUUGAACCAGUUUUUGCUAUUUAUAACGAAAUAAAUGAGGACUUUCAAGGCAUUAUAUCCGACGAAGUGGAGGCGGAAAGCAUGGCUUUUUAUCACACUGGGGGCUGUAGAAGAGAAAUAGGAGAAAAUAAUAAGGUCAAUACUGUUGCUUACCACAGAUACAUUGAAGAUCUGGUUGCUACAGUUGAUAGUGAUGGAUUGAUAACUCUGUAUAAGCCGUUUACGGGAAAAGUCUCAGAUGGCAAGAGACAGCUUGAAACUGCUAAAAAUUAA
Messenger RNA from Saccharomyces paradoxus, 1386 nucleotides. It is a transcript of the gene UME1, whose product is annotated as Ume1p. The record is from RefSeq and is a predicted model, not a curated record. Bases 1 to 1386 code for a protein of 461 amino acids. NCBI's taxonomy places the organism in Eukaryota, Fungi, Ascomycota, Saccharomycetes, Saccharomycetales, Saccharomycetaceae. Gene Ontology annotation, molecular function: histone binding. The transcript has a single exon. Gene Ontology annotation, cellular component: cytoplasm; Rpd3L complex; nucleus. Gene Ontology annotation, biological process: regulation of gene expression.